Messenger RNA from Xylaria bambusicola, 1296 nucleotides. RefSeq lists its product as uncharacterized. The record is from RefSeq and is a predicted model, not a curated record. NCBI's taxonomy places the organism in Eukaryota, Fungi, Ascomycota, Sordariomycetes, Xylariales, Xylariaceae. The transcript has 2 exons. The coding region runs from base 314 to 1168 and encodes 284 amino acids.
UCAUUAAGAUAUAAAAUAUACGGGAGUGAUGACUAUUCCGACGGAAAGAGCAGCAGCUCGAGGCAGGGCUAUCAUCCCAACGUUCCCUGCAACGAGACAGCAAUCCGUUGUCACAAUCUUUCCAACGCCGCAAUUACUACUCGAUGCACUUCAUAUUAGGAACAGUACACCAUUAAGCUCCAUCGCAGUUCACGGGCAUCACACCUCCAAAACCAAUAUACCCGCCAAAGAACUCUUAAAGUGUCUCUUUCUUCCUAAGAUUUGUUUACCCAACGAAAAGAAAGAGGAAAAAUAUUGAGCAGUGGAAUGGAAUAUGGCGUGGGAGAGCCACUGUGCAGACACAAACACUUAUUUCGUUCCCGCCCGAGACAGACGAUUACGCAGUGCAUUAUCGGAAACGCCUGGCUUGUCGCCCGCUGAGGUUGAAGAGUACCUCGGAAACGACUUACAAUUGUCUACUUUAUUUCGAGAUUGCAAAUUUUGUCAGCUCGAAUGGCUAGAUCCGGCAAAGCCAACCGUACAGUCGCCAUCUCAGGACCCAAACCUCCAUCGUCAUCAUCAUCAUCACCAUCAACUCGGUCGCACGGUCGAGUAUCGUUCUUUCUUAGUCAAGAUUCACACCACACCAAGCGCAAAAGGCAGAUGUCCGCGUUAUAUACCCGGAGUCAUUGGUGUAUCCUUCGCAACGGAUUCGCAAUAUAACGUAAUCAAAUCGUAUGAUACGGGGUUUGGGGUCACUGCUUUGAGAGGCCACUUGGAAGCGGCUCGCAUCGCCCUGGAGACAAUAUUGUCCCGUAUAAUCCCAGACCGUCGGGUUGAAUUGAUGAGACAGGACAACUUCCUGAAAAAUCAUCCGGGCAUGAAUGAUUGGCAUCCCGAUUUUCGUGUUAUCAUAGCAACUGAGAGCUCGGCCCUCAUCAAUCUCAUAACUUAUAAUCAGAAAUUGACAUGGUUGAGCUUUGGUACUAAUCCAGGGAAUGAGUCGCAGUACACUUUCGUCAGAGGGACGGCGGUUAUGCACACCUGCAAUUACCCGCAAGUCAUAAAUCUGCUCUUUGACCUAGGGCAGUUGGGUGUCGGCGUCAAAUGGUGGCUCUGGACUGUCCGAGACAAUGCAGCUCGUGAUAUGUGUGAUCAGCAGCUAGCGGGUGCGGGCCUGGCUAACUAGAGGGAAACUCCUGUAGGCUUUUGUAGGUAAUAUUAUGUGAUUAUCGUGUAGACGGCACCAUCUCCCGAGAGUGGGAUAUCCUUCUCUCUCAUGAGCAUGUGUGGGCACUAAGUAUGAAUAUGUACCUA